Molecule: messenger RNA, 2139 nt
Organism: Drosophila mauritiana
Lineage: Eukaryota; Metazoa; Arthropoda; Insecta; Diptera; Drosophilidae
Product: venom protease
Exons: 7
Coding region: 213-1952 (579 amino acids)
Biological process (GO): proteolysis
Molecular function (GO): serine-type endopeptidase activity
Source: RefSeq, a predicted model, not a curated record
AUUACCCUGAAUCCGCUCCUGAGUUUGGCCAUUUCAGACGACUCUUUGGAUAAUUGUGCCCCACUAAAAUACAAUUGAAUUAUAAUCAUUAUGGGCCGCCAUGCUCCACUUGGCCAAGCUGCAAUUGGCCGAAAAUUGAGAGUUCUGUGGACAGUUGCCACCUGGUGGCUAAGCAGAAAGCACGGAUAAACGGAUACGGCUACGGAUUGGAAAUGGUACUGCUGGACGAGUUCUGUGUGAAGGUGUACUUCUGGCCAUUCCUGUCCUAUCUGGCCAGCAUCAAGGGCUGGUGCCCGCUGUACCCACCAGGUUACUAUCCCAUCUACGCCCUGCCGCCGCCGCAGGGACCUCCAUACCCUGCGCCGCCCCCGCCGCCGCCGCUGCAGCCGAUUGGUCCACUAAUACCGCCCCAACCCGCUCUUCCGUCCACACCUGCAGUGAUCCCGACGUUCCAGCCAACGCCUCCGAAUCCCCAGACGCCGGUGACGCCGCCCCUGAUCACGACCAGCAGCAGUACCACCAGUAGCACAACACUGUCCACCACAUCCACGACGGGACUGACCACCACCACCACGACCGCUGGCACCACUCUGCCGCUUCCGGUGCCCACGUGUCCAUCGCAGCCGCUGGUUUGCCUGCCCGGCGGAGCACGUCCACUGCCCAAUUGCCCCUGCAUCGAUCCUCGCCAGCAGCAGAACUCCCCGCUGGUCUCGUCCACGGGACCACAAAUCGGUUCGGAUAUGAUGGUCUUCAUGCCGCUUAAUUCCGGGCGUAGGCGACGCCGUCGCCGGAGACCCCAAUCCUGUCAAGAUGCCCGAUCCCGGCCUGGAAGCUGCCAGCCCCUGACCUCCUGCCCCCAGCUCAUGCAGGAGUACCAGGGCCAGGGCAACGAGUUCCACACCUUUCUGGGCCAGUCCAUAUGUGGCUUUGAUGGCUCCACUUUCAUGGUCUGCUGUGCAAUGGAUCGCAGUGGAAAUGGCAGGAGCAGGAAGGAUCUAUUUGUGACCACCGCAGCUCCUUUCGGAUUCUUUCAUUUCUCGCCCUUGAGUGGGGGAUCUACUUUCAUCCCGAUGGUUUUCCAGCCCACGCCGCCUCUCAGCCAGGUGGUGAGCCCCAGCUUCAACCAGCCACCUACUCCGCCUCCACCAAAUAACGCCCCACGUGAGUCCGCGACCUGCGGCAUAAGUGGCGCCACUUCCAAUCGAGUUGUGGGUGGCAUGGAAGCGCGGAAAGGAGCUUAUCCCUGGAUAGCUGCCCUUGGCUACUUCGAGGAAACCAAUCGGAAUGCACUGAAGUUCCUCUGCGGUGGCAGUUUGAUUCAUUCGCACUACGUAAUCACCUCGGCACAUUGCAUCAAUCCGAUGUUGACCUUGGUCCGUCUGGGAGCCCAUGAUCUCUCCAAGCCAGCCGAACCGGGCGCAAUGGAUCUCCGUAUCCGUAGAACUGUUGUACACGAGCACUUCGAUCUCAACUCCAUAUCGAAUGAUAUAGCCCUGAUUGAGCUAAACGUAGUGGGUGCUCUGCCAGGUAACAUCUUGCCCAUUUGCCUGCCGGAGGCCGCCAAGUUUAUGCAGCAGGACUUCGUGGGCAUGAAUCCCUUUGUGGCCGGCUGGGGCGCCGUGAAGCACCAGGGAGUCACCUCGCAGGUGCUGAGAGACGCCCAGGUGCCAAUCGUGUCCCGGCACAGCUGCGAGCAGAGCUACAAGUCCGUUUUCCAGUUCGUCCAGUUCAGUGACAAGGUGCUGUGCGCGGGCAGCUCGAGCGUGGAUGCUUGUCAAGGGGAUUCCGGUGGACCACUCAUGAUGCCCCAGCUGGAGGCCAAUGUCUAUAGGUUCUACUUGCUCGGCCUGGUUUCCUUUGGCUAUGAGUGUGCUCGGCCCAAUUUUCCCGGCGUUUAUACGAGAGUUGCUUCCUACGUUCCUUGGAUCAAGAAACACCUCGCAUCCGCUUAGAAUAUGACACAUCCUAAGUCCAAUUGUUAUCUCCGAUGUGUCAUCCGAAUUGAGAGCACCUAAUGCAUACUUGUACUAAAAUCCAAAACCCCGAAUACACGCAACCACUGGAAUUUUGUUUAUAAAUCUCAUUUACUUAUGUUCUUGUUUUAUUUCUGCCUAAUUAAAUAUCAUUUGCAUAAAUUAA